Lonchura striata (white-rumped munia) is the source of this 1223-nucleotide messenger RNA. RefSeq names its product nucleolar protein interacting with the FHA domain of MKI67 (gene NIFK). Lineage: Eukaryota; Metazoa; Chordata; Aves; Passeriformes; Estrildidae. The record is from RefSeq and is a predicted model, not a curated record. Gene Ontology annotation, molecular function: RNA binding.
CGGCGGCGGAGAGGCAGCAUGGCGGCGGGCGAGGCCGUGGCGGCGGAGCUGCCCGCGCCCUCCGCGCCCGUGAGGGCGGCGCCGCUCCUGGCGUUGGAGCCGCGGCUGCAGCGCCAGUUCCAGCAGAAGGUGCAGCGGGCCCGCACCAAGCGGACGGCCAAGGAGGAGCUGACGCCGGGCGUGGUGUUCGUGGGGCAUCUCCCGCGGGGCCUGUGCGAGCCGCAGCUCCGCGAGUACUUCGGGCAGUUCGGGACGGUGACGCGGCUGCGGCUCUCCAGGAGUAAGAAGACUGGAGGCAGCAAAGGUUAUGCAUUUUUGGAGUUUGAGUCUGAUGAUGUGGCCAAGAUCGUUGCAGACACAAUGAAUAACUACCUGUUUUCUGAGAGACUGCUGAAGUGUCAGUUCAUGCCUCCUGAGAAGGUCCAUGAAAACCUCUUCAAAGACUGUGACAAGAUCUUUCGGAAGCCUUCCCAGCCGGCUGUGCGGCGCUACAACAGGAUCCGCUCCCUGGUGGAGAAGGCCAGGAUGACCAAGCGCCUGCUGCGGAAGGAGAGGCUGCUGCGGAAGAAGCUGGCUGAAAAGGGGCUCGAGUAUGACUUCCCAGGAUUUGCUGCACAGGCGCUUUCCAAAAAGAGAAAAAAAGUUAAAACAUCCAGGAAAUCAAAACUGAACGUUUCUUUGAGCAGCCAGGGUCCUACUCCAGUCUGUACUCCAGCAGUGCUCGAGCGCCGGAAAGCUGCUCAGAUGGAUGAUGACACAGAGGAUGAUGAAGUCACUGUCAGGCUUCCCUCUGCCAGUGUUAAGAACGCUGUGCAGAGACCAAAGAAACAGCCAAGGCAAAGGCCAAGCCUGAAGAAACAGAAACAGACUUAAAAUUUUUGUGGCUAUAGCCUUUUUUUUCUCAAUAUAAAAAACUAUUGAGGUGGAGCUUCUACUGGGUGUGCUGCCCUGACUUGGUUCAUCCUGCCUAGAGUGUUUCAGGUUUUCUUAGGCAAGGACUCUGUUCACAAAUCUUGUCCUUCUGGUUUACCCAUCAAGGGACUUAGGAAGAUAUUCUUGACUUUGUGCUCACAAGUGCCCGAUUAAUUUUAUAACUCGUAUCUAGUGCUCCCUGUUUGGAAAGAUGUGAGGCUGUCCAUUCAAAGUUUGCUAAUGCAAGCAACUGUAUCUUAAAUUUAUAAUUAAUGACAGGUUAUUAAAAAAAAUACAAUUUUUCAACUUUC